CCUACCAGCGUCAGUUCGUUUCUCCUCUCUCUCCCUGUAAAGCAGGAUUACCCCGUUCUAGCUCUCACCUCAGCAUUCCCCGUUUGGAGUUGUCUAACUCAGUUCGGUUUACGCUGGCCGGCGACCAUCACGCGCUGGUGAAGCCAGCUUUUGGCACAACCUGUUCUCCGUUCAGAAUCACCUCGAUUCUCUUUCCUGAUUCUCAUUCCUGAUUCUCAUUCCUUAUUCUCAUUCUCACAACUGCGCAGCAGCGUACUCUAGCGAUUUCGUGGAAUCGGGUUUAGCGUACUCUGGUCGCAAGCCGUAGUAGAUUCAAAGAACGGACGCCUGCUCUGGAAUCGGGUUUAGCGAUAUCGUGGAAUCGGGUUUAGCGUACUCUAGCUCACUCUGGUCUCUAACCGUACCAGUUUCAAAGAACGGACCUUCAUUUAUUUCUCGCACCGAUGCCUGCUCCGCCGCGUGACGCUCCCGACGGCAUCGGCGAAAGCGUUUCGGGCGACGCUUUCUGUGGUAACCGCACGAUUUCGCAGCAUGAAUUCGUGACUCAACGGAUCAUGGCCCUUUUCCCCGGUCCUGUUGGUUCUGGUAGUUCCGUCCCAGAAAAUUCUGCCGCCGACUCAAAAGCUGCUGGUUCCAGAGGUCCUGUCGCCGGAAGCUUUUCCGCGAAUACUACAGCGAUUGGCUUAACCAGAGCCGCAAAUAUGGGUGUCAAUUUCGGUCCUCUCACUGAUGCGGCCGUUCCCACUGUUACCGGGGAGCGCUAUAUCGCGUACCCGAAAAGCGCCGGGCUCCAGCAGGUCGAUACGGAAUUUGCGCACCGUCCGAUGCCGCAAUUGGGCGGCGGAUCAAAUCAAGCUUCAUCCAAUCAAGGCGCGUCAGUCUGGCGAUAUCACUCUCCUGGCAAUAUCACCUCCGCCGUCUUUCCGCGGCCCGUCCUGCCCCAUUUCCCCCUGGAGCGCGUGCCGCCUGUCGCAGCCACAUCGCGCCCUUCACGCCCUGCCGGCGGGUUUCCUACCGGCGGGUUUCCUGCCGUUAGCAGUGACUCUAACGGGGCCGAGCCUCCAGAAACGGGCGAAGCGGCAGCAGACACGAGCAUUUUAGGAGCGCGUGGGCUGGCGGAACCGGCGGGGGCGCAUAGUGACGAUCAGCGGGCCGCUUCCGCGCCUGCGGCUGGGGGCGCGGAGCGUGGCAAUGGCAAUCAGUGGACAGCUUCCGCGCGUGGCGCGCACGCCAACGCUCCUUUCGCAUUUUCUGCUUUUGAGUCGACUCAAGCGCACCGUACAGCUUCCGCGCUUGGCGCGCAGCCAAUCGCCCCGCGCGUAGACUCAAUGUUUUCCGCCCGCGAGCCGGGGCACGCCGCCACGCCUGACGCCGCUACUGCGACCUUUGACUGUAUGCGGCGCUCCUUUGGUCCGUCGGCGCGGCUCGAGUUUGACCUUAAUUCGCCAGCAGCGGAGGCGGAGCAAGAGGCGCAAGAGGCACGAGUGGGGGGAGUGGGGGAAGGGGCGCGAGAGGCGCAAGAGGCGCAAGUGGCGCGGGUGGGGCAAGAGGCGCAGCUAGACUGGUACAGGACAGGUGGUAGCGAUUUUGCCGCUAUUGCUGGUGGCAAUUUUGCUGUUAACGGUGCUGCUGCUGGUAUUGGCGAUGGGGCUGCUGGUAGCUCUGAUGCUGCUGCUGCUGCUGCUGCUGCUGGGAAUGACAAUGGUGCUGGUAAUGGUGCUGGUAAUGGUGCUGGUAACGGUCCUGUGGCUGGUAACUCUGUUGCCGCCGCUGCUGCUGAUGGUGUUACCGAUGGUGGGGGUGAGAGCGAUACCAGCACAGUCAGCAACGGCACUGGCAGCUGUGACGACAGCAGUGACAGCGACGGCAGCAUAUUUGGGACAGGAGAUAAUGAUGAUGAUGAUGACUGCGAGACGGAGAGUAGCUGCCAGCUGAGCUGGCAGCAGGUGAUUGGCGAGAGUGUGGGCGAGAGCGAGUGGGAGGAGGAUAAUGGUAUGGAGGAGGAAAGUGGCAGGCGGGAGGAGGAUGUAGCGUGGAUGGUGACGAAUGGAGAGGACGUGGGCGAGAGGGGAGGGGAGGGGUUACGGGAAGCAGAGGAUGGCAGAGAGAAGAGAACGGAAGAAAGUGGCAGGCGGGAGGAGGAUGUAGCGUGGAUGGUGAAGAAUGGAGAGGGGGUGAGCGAGAGGGGUGGGGAGGGGAAGACUGAAACGCGAGCAGCAGAGGACGACAGAGAGAAUGAUAUGGAGGAGGAAAGUGGCAGGGGGGAGGAGGUGGCGUGGAUGGUGAAGGAUGGCGAGGGGGUGGGCGAGAGGGGUGGGGAGGGGGAGACUAAAGUGCGAGCAGCAGAUGGUGGGGAGGAGGAAAUGGGCAGCUGGGAAUGGGAAACAGCAGCAGCAACAGCAGCAGCAGCAGAGGUAACGGCAGCAGCAGGACCCGCAUUAGCACUAGGAGCAGCAACGGGGAGAGCACGAGCUGCAGUUGCGGUUGGGGAAGGAGGCGUGCAGCAGGAGUAUUUUGAGUCGACUCUAAUUGUACCAGCCGAACAGCUGGUUGAGUUUAUGGACGAGAAUCAAAGGGAUGGUGAUGGUCUCGGAUGGAGGGGGCAUGGUAGUGAGGGGUGGGAGGAGAUGAGGGAGAGGGAGAUGAGGAGGCGAUUGGGAGUGAGAAGCGGAGGGGGGGAGGGGCAAGGAUGGAGGGAAAGGCAGAUGGCCACAGUCAGGGCAGUUUGGAUGUCUGAGGAAGCUUUCUCCAUGGCAGGAGCAAGCGUGCCUGCUAGUGAGUGCUCCCCAAAAAAAUAUGAUCUUCGUAUGUUCCUUUAGGCCAAGCAUCUAUUCUUUUGUAUAGAGUACAUCAUAUACAAAUAAUUCGGUGAAGUAUGU
Messenger RNA from Closterium sp. NIES-67, 2879 nucleotides. NCBI's taxonomy places the organism in Eukaryota, Viridiplantae, Streptophyta, Zygnematophyceae, Desmidiales, Closteriaceae. The record is from the annotation of a GenBank genome assembly.